Molecule: messenger RNA, 1830 nt
Organism: Andrographis paniculata
Lineage: Eukaryota; Viridiplantae; Streptophyta; Magnoliopsida; Lamiales; Acanthaceae
Product: trihelix transcription factor ENAP2-like
Exons: 2
Coding region: 492-1400 (302 amino acids)
Cellular component (GO): nucleus
Molecular function (GO): transcription cis-regulatory region binding
Source: RefSeq, a predicted model, not a curated record
CAUCGUACUCAGAAUUGAAGACUGUCAAAUGUUGUUGGGAGCAAAAUGGGCCGAAUUAAAAUAAGUAAAUGGUAUGGGCCUGGAGAUGGGAGGGAGGCCCAGUUGAGUACCUUAUGGUUUGAGCCGAGCCGAGUCAAGCCGGCCGACGGCGAGCGAUCACCGGCCGUCUCCGCGAUCAUCGGCCCCCGUCGCGUUGGGGAUUCCGCCAAGCCCAAUUCUUGGGAACCAAUUCGACUUUGUAAUUAGGGGAAUCGUCAAAAAUUCCCUUCCUAAUUCAACGAACCCAAAUCCCUAACCAUCGACGUUACGUAAUCCAGUCACCAAUGUCAAUGCUGCCGAAAAUGCGUGGCCGUCGGCCCCACGCGCGCCCCCCGCCGAUGCCCUCUUACCCUACUUUUCUCCAGCGCAUUUCCCCAAUCGACAUUCGCCGCCUACCCUUCCAUCGCCCCACUUCUGCAAUUUGAUCGAAUCUUUAGGGUUCUGUUCAAUCCAUGGAUGAUUUGACGGAAUCGUCGACCCCUCCGGCGCCGCCGUCAAGGCAAGGCCCCUUCCGGGAGGACUGCUGGACGGAGGACGCGACGUCGACGCUUGUCGACGCCUGGGGCCGCCGCUACUUGGAGCUUAAUCGGGGGAAUCUCCGCCAGAAGGAUUGGCAGGAGGUGGCUGAUAUCGUCAAUUCCCGGCACGGCCACACCAAGAAGACUCGCCGGACUGAUGUCCAGUGUAAGAAUCGGGUCGACACUCUCAAGAAGAAGUAUAAGGUGGAGAAGGCGAGGAUCUUAGACUCUAACGGAACCCUAACGUCGCCGUGGCGGUUUUUCUCUCAGAUGGAGCUUUUAAUUGGGCCGUCUAGUCUCACCAAGCAUCAGAACAAACUGACGCCGUCAUCUUUUCCGUUACCCCCGUCCCAAUUUACACCGUCCUUAUCUCUCCCCAUGCCUCCGAUGGCCGUGCCGUUGUCCUACCGCAAACCGGCUAAUUCAGCGAUUAUAUCUCCGGUGACUUUGCCGAUGAAGCGUCCGACGCCGAUGCCGUCCGUGGACGGUCCACACUUCAAGAAGAGUUAUUUUCCAAUGGCUGCUGCGGAAGAUGAGCAGGAGGAAGAAGAAGACGACGAAUUGGAGCGGGGUGUUCCAAAGCGAAGCAAGACUAGGGUUUCGGAGGAGGAUGGGGAGGUGGGAGAGGAAGGGAUGCGAAGAUUGGCGAAGGCCAUAGAGAGGUUUGGAGAAAUUUUUGAGAAAGUUGAGGGUAUGAAGUAUCGACAGAUGGUGGAAUUGGAAAAGCAGAGGAUGCAGUUUACCAAAGAUUUGGAAGUUCAGAGGAUGCAAUUGUUUAUGGAUACUCAGGUUCAGCUAGAGAAGAUGAAGCAUGCCAAACGAUCCGGAUCAUCUGAUGAUUAGGUAUUAGAAGAAUGGUAGCAGCACCGGGGCACUUCAUUCACCAUACAACACAAUUUUUCCCGGUCUACAGUUGAAGAAGAUUUUACCUGAAAGGAAAUUGGAAAGCAGUUCUGUUGGCAAGAAACUCAUUUCAUUGCCUCCAGAGCUCUUGCUUUCUUGUCUGCUGUUACGUUAUAUUUGCAGUGGCAGAAAUAUUUAGACAACUAGGUUCGAUCUUUUAAGGUUUCGUCGUGAGCUGACUUGCAUUUGUGGCUCUGUUUAAAUAUCCAAUAUUUCUUCUUUAUGUGAAGUUGAUGGUUUAGUUGCUUAUCAAAUUUACAUAUGCAUUGGCUGAAUACACAUUCGGACAAUGCCAAUGCUAAGUUGUACAGAUCUUAUGGUAACAUCGACACUGUUCUUUUCAUCUGCUGAUUGAUCUUAUUUCUUUCAA